Messenger RNA from Lethenteron reissneri (Far Eastern brook lamprey), 1744 nucleotides. Its product is annotated as EMILIN-1-like. The record is from RefSeq and is a predicted model, not a curated record. Gene Ontology annotation, molecular function: protein binding. Lineage: Eukaryota; Metazoa; Chordata; Hyperoartia; Petromyzontiformes; Petromyzontidae.
GUGUCACCUCGUCUCCGCCCCCAAAUCAUUCAACAAAAACUCCCCUCCCCCCAACCUCCUGGCCUCCAUCCACCCUCCUCCUCCCUUUUGCCCCCCUCUCUCUGAACUCACAGUGGGAGUUUGCAGGCAUCGCGGGGGAGGAAGGAGACGGACGGACGGACGCGGUAGCGGCUACGUCAGCCGUGGGGGCCCCUCUACCUGGCGAGGGAGCGCACGGGCGGGGGGCGACUCGCCGGGCGCCGCGUGCCCGCGAUGGUCGAGGGGGCGGCGGCUUCGGGGUGGAGGCGCGCGACAAAUACCGUGGCCAGCGGCGCUCGCUCGCGCCCAUCGGCGAAGGAGUUCUCGGCCAAAUCGAUGCUCGGAUCAGGCAGGCCUCGUUAACGUUAUUUUCUUGUUGUACAUUUUUUUUAUAUAAACAGGUGCAAGGCGGAUUGAAAGCGACUUAAUUUGGAAGUCGUUGACACAAGGAGUGAGACUCCGCUCCCUAUGGCCGGGCAAGACUGUUGGGGCGAGUGCUGUUAGCGAGCACCUAUUAAGGCAAGACAAAGGUCGACAAAGACACGCAGACUGCCGUUCCCUCGUGUGUAGACACUCGGAGAAGAUCCAACUCGCUCCAAAACACCAAGUGUCCAGCGCAUGAAGGACGUGGCGCUGCCUCUUCUCUCUCGUGGCAAUGAUGUCCGGAGCUGCCGCGUCCCCCGUCCUCCUCCUCUUCCUCGUCUCGUCCCUGUACCUCUCGGAGGGGUGCCUUGGGCUCUUUCAGGCCGGGUCGGGGCCGGCGGCGGCGGCCCCCGUGCCGCGCCACCACCGGGCCUCGUACAGCCUCUACGGAGGCGCGCACGGCCACGGAGCGGGCAGCAGCAGCGGCAGGGGUAGAGGCAGGAACUGGUGCGCGCGGCACGUGACGCGAAACGUCUCGUGCGCCGUGCUCAACGGCUCGCACUCGCACGUGCGGGCCGAGCCUCAGCGCUGUCGCUGGGGUCAGGACCACUGCCCGGGCGGCCGCACCACCUACCUGUGAGUCGAGCCGCAGCGCCACACACCACGUGGGCUGCCACCUGUCCCGGCGGGGUCGACCCGGGCAGUCUGGGAAUUGACAUCCAGUGGCGGUCCGGGGAUGGGUUGUCUACCUGUGUGUUUUGUGUUGUUAGUGAGAAGCGGUGGCGCAGCGGAUAGCGAGUUGCGCUGCGAACCCGGCGAACCGAUUUCAAUUCCGUUUACGGCCGCCAACACCAGUAACGAUUAUCUGAACCGGUACUGGGCCUUCCCUAGGUCGACUCAGCCUCAUAUGAGUACCUGCUGUGGUGUGUAAACAUCGCCACUGGGGAUACAAAGGCGGUACACCCCCUCGCGUGCCGUUUUCAUAGGUGCUCGCUCACAGCACUUUCCCCAAAAGUCAGUCAAGGCUAUACGGGGUACCUUUGUCUCGUGUUGUUAUUGUCGCGUUGUGUACUGCAGAGUUUUGUGUCGAGCCAGGACCCACGUCUCACAGCGCCUCUUGACACCUGGCAGGUCACCAGCGUUGGUUGAAGCGAGCCUCACUGCUGAUGAGACACUGCAUGUGGAAGCGAGUGUUUGCUCGCGUUGAGCCAACGCUGCUGAGAGUAUCGCCUCCUAGAAGGCCGCGUGGCUGAUGGGAUGUGUGGCAGCAGCGCGCCCUCGUCUUCUUGUGUGGAGACACAGAGAAGCAAAGGAGGCGGCAACUUUCUUCCAUUUCUAUUCCACGGCAAUUCUCGCACACGGU